AUGUUCACGGACGCCGCCUUCGCCCUCAACAGGCCUCAAUACCACCCUCAAUUCAAACACCAAGAAGAAGGUUACAACAAGUCCACUGCACCAUCCUCAACUCCACCAACCUCCAACAUGAACGGCAUCGGCAGCACCGGCGGCGAAACAAUCUACGGCGGCGGCAACACCAACAUGCCCGAUGCCUCCAAUAUGCCCUCCCCAAACGCAUCCAUGGCCCGCACGACAUCGUCCGAAGUCAUGGAGGCAUUACGGUCUGGGGAGCCAGGUGCAGCCGAUAAACUCAUGUCCAAAGAGCAUCCCAAGGGUCAUGAUGGAUUUCUGAAACGAUUAAAGCAGAAGAUGGGCGGGGGUCUGAAGGGCGAGAAGGCACGGAAUGGAAGCGACGCGGAUAGUAAGACUGAUCUGACCAAGGGGACGUCGCCGGAUGAUGAUCAUUCUGUCGUGACCGAUCCGAGUGUGAUGUCGAGAGAUGGUGGAAAGGGAGACGGUGUGAUUCGUUGA
Messenger RNA from Fulvia fulva, 504 nucleotides. RefSeq lists its product as uncharacterized. Lineage: Eukaryota; Fungi; Ascomycota; Dothideomycetes; Mycosphaerellales; Mycosphaerellaceae. The transcript is spliced from 2 exons. Bases 1 to 504 code for a protein of 167 amino acids. The record is from RefSeq and is a predicted model, not a curated record.